Messenger RNA from Pseudovirgaria hyperparasitica, 1438 nucleotides. RefSeq lists its product as uncharacterized. The coding region runs from base 402 to 1181 and encodes 259 amino acids. The record is from RefSeq and is a predicted model, not a curated record. NCBI's taxonomy places the organism in Eukaryota, Fungi, Ascomycota, Dothideomycetes, Acrospermales, Acrospermaceae. The transcript has a single exon.
CCACCGCGAGAGCCUACACAACCGUUCAAGCCGUAGACAAGACGAAGCCAGUCGAAUACAAAGAUCAACUAUGGCAACGACUUGAACCCCCUUCAUAUCCAUAUGGCGAACCCAGACACUACAAACAAUCAAACAGAGGACUUUAUGGUGGUCUACGCGUCCAAGUGGGAAACAAUGUUUCCGACAAAACAAAAACAAAAACUCGCAGGACAUGGUAUCCGAACAUCGUACGAAAAAGAUUGUUCUCGGUGGCAUUGAAUCAACACAUUCCCUUGAAGGUAGCAGCCCGCGUCAUAAGGACAAUAGAUAAGGUUGGCGGUCUAGACGAGUACCUGCUCGGAGACAAGCCAGCACGGAUAAAGGAGCUCGGCGUGUUUGGUUGGAGGCUCCGCUGGAUCAUCAUGAACACUCCGUCCGUACGAAUGCGAAUGGGACAGCAGGCGAAGGCAAUGGGGGUCGAGGACAACGUGCGUUUCGAGAGGGGCUGGAUGACACGUGAUGAGAUAUAUCAAUAUCUCAAGGAGCAGUUCCAAAUAAAAGUAGCACGUCAACGGGCCGAAUUAGCAGAACUUGCGGGGAAAGCAGAAGUUCAAUUGAACGGUCUAGCAGGACUCUCGGAAGUGACAGAAUCUGAAGUAGCAGAACUCGCUAAAAUGGCAGACGGUCUUGCUGUAGACGGUCUUGCUGCGGCAGAGGCGGUAUCAAACAUCAACGAUGGGAGCGUGGACUCAAAGAAGGCAUACAAAGUCUUCAGGGACAUUGAACAACAGACAAAACCUGUCAUUAUCAAGGUUCAUGACCUAAAUGGCAGAAGAGGCCGACGAGUACAGAAGUACGACAUGACGGUCCUGUCAAAUAAGUCAUUGGUAGAUCAUGAGCACCACAUGCUACAUGCGGCUUAUCUUGAGACGGCUACGAAACCUCUGGUCGAAAGAGCGCUACCAGGUCGUUUGGAUGGGACGCAAAACUUGAAGGAUAAGCACAGGUAUAUCGGUGAAGGCCGACCAAGAUCACUCGACAGACAAGAAAUGAACGCAUCGAUUGAUGAAUUGGAGCCAUCUGUGAUGGAGCAACCCGCGCCUGUCUCAGGCCCAUCUGGACAGGACACACGUACGGUGGGGCAGAAACUUAAGGAUUUUUUCUCACGAGUGAGCAAGGAACAUACAAUAUUUAAAAAGUGAUGCUACAGAGUGAGGAAUAUCCUGUGAGCUGUUACGAGUGGACCUGCUGUAUAUAAUAGUUCCUUUCAUCCCCUCCUGUAUUUCAUACGAGUUAGACGAACAUAAUUUGCUCGUGCAGCAAUACUUUGACCACCCUUCGCAUGUUCUCGCUUUCGACUGGUUUAGCUUUGAAGAAGUUUGUCCUGCGUGGCUGAUACUCGCGAUGUUUGCUUGGUGUGAAAGAAUUGACAGCUGGCCCAAUGAAAUGUCGUUUCAGG